Acipenser ruthenus (sterlet) is the source of this 2090-nucleotide messenger RNA. RefSeq names its product tetraspanin-13-like. The transcript is spliced from 7 exons. Bases 159 to 812 code for a protein of 217 amino acids. Lineage: Eukaryota; Metazoa; Chordata; Actinopteri; Acipenseriformes; Acipenseridae. The record is from RefSeq and is a predicted model, not a curated record. Gene Ontology annotation, cellular component: membrane.
CACGUAUGGGUUAAGGAGGGGUGUCUCUAAAUUUAUCUAGAUGAAUCGUGUUUAAAAAUGCAAUCGUUUUAAAAAGAGAAGGCUUGGAAUAGGAAAUGAGGCAGAUUUUACAUUAUACAGUUAGGGGAUAAGUCGCUCCCAGAACUCUUUGGAUUCCCAUGAUGCACCGGUUCGACAGGGACGGAGGAAAAGCAUUCACAAUGGUUUGCGGCGGGUUUACCUGUUCCAAGAAUUCCCUGUGCGCCCUGAACAUUCUCUACAUUAUGGUGAGUUUGCUGAUGAUUGGGAUUGCUGCUUGGGGGAAGUGGUUCGGCCUUAUUUCCAGCUUCCAGGUCGUGGGCGGAGUUAUCGGAGUCGGGAUAUUCCUCUUCCUUGUGGCAGUAGUCGGAUUGAUUGGUGCCUUGAAGCAUCACCAAGUGUUGCUGUUUUUUUACAUGAUCAUACUCUUCAUGGUGUUUGUUGUCCAGUUUUCAGUAUCGAGUGCUUGUCUUGCCCUAAAUAAAGAACAACAGAACCAUCUGCUUGAGGUAGGGUGGAACACUUCUGACACCACACAAAGGGAUGUGGAGAACAGUCUAGAUUGCUGUGGCUUUGCCAGUGUUAAUUACAACGAGACUUGCAGUGCUCCUUGCUUCUAUAAUAGUUCCUGUGUAUCAUGUGUAUCUAAAAUACAAGUGCAUACAGAAGAGGUUCUGAGAUUUGUUGGAGGUAUUGGGCUAUUCUUUAGCUUCUCUGAGAUUUUGGGAGUGUGGCUAACCUACAGGUAUAGGAACCAAAAGGAUCCCCGUGCAAAUCCAAGUGCAUUUCUGUGAUUUGAAAUCGUAAACUGUGCUAAAAAUGUUGCGCUAAAUCAUCUUAUGGACUUUUUCUGUAUCUAAAAUAAAUAUCCUUAAUUCUUGGAAGUUACCAGUUUUCAGGGGGGUAGGUUAUCUUUAAAUAAAACUAUUUUUGUAGAGCUGAGACUUGUAAGCUUGGUUUGAUAUACAAUAGCACUCCUGUGAACACACUGCAUUCUACUAUGUGCUUGUAGUCUGAUCUGCUCUCAGAAUUUGAAUGCACAAUAAGGUUCUUAUGUGAUUGAAACACUGUGCUCUUUAACACUUUUGUGAGUGGAGGUUGUAUAGCUGAAAUGACACUCCAACCAAAUUUGUAUUUUACUGACAAUAAAAAUGUAAUUUACUAACAUAUAUUUAUAACUACUUCAACUUGUAUCAACUUCUAAGAUAGGAAUAUGUGAUUUACCUUAUGUUACGUAAAACAGACUAAGUACAGUACUUGUUUCUCUGUUUUAUCUAAGGCUAGAUCCAUUUUUUUCAGUUUUGCUUUCUUUCUAAAUGAAAUAUGUUGGCUUUAAGGGAUUGUCAAUAUAGCAAGUUACAAGAUGUAUUACAUUUGUAUAAUAACAUAUUCUCUAUCUGUGCAAUAAUAAAGGCAAAAUUUAAAUGCAUACAAAAUGUAUAUCACUGAGAAACCUUUUUAGAAGCAGGUCCACGUAAGAAAGACCAACAUUUUAUCUGCGCCUCUCAUAACUGCAGCUUUGUAAUAAGCUAACUACAGUAUAUUAAACCCAGUGCAUAUUAGUUUUAUGAAACUGGAUAUUGGAUUAUUUAAAAUAAAGAAACCUAUAAACGAUUACCACAUCAUUACAGCAUGAAAAGUGCAAGAAAUAUUUGUUUAGUUCUUCUGCAGAAAUAAAAGCAUGUGGAUGAAAUAAAAAAAGUCUGAUUUUAAGUUUUAAUUGCUGCUGCAUUUAAUUGAGAAAAAUAGUUUCAUAUAGUUUAGUUAGAGCUGUGAUUUGCCUAAUAAACCUUUUAAAUCCUAGCUAUAUAUUUGUUUCUGGUGGGUUGAUGAGGGGUACAUUUAAAAUGUAUAUGAAGUGAAGGUAAAAUCUAAGCGUAGUGCUACAGUGUUCUAUGUUUUAUCUUUAUUCUCAUAACAGCUGUCGAAAGUAAUGGCCUUUCUUACCUGCUCAGUAUUUUGUUAAUACAUUUGGAUCUGCAUCUGCUGGAUAUGAAACACUUUUCUCAUCCUGUGAAUGAUUGUUUGUGUGUUUACACGAAUAAAACUCCUGUCAGUGGUGUGUGCUAAUA